GCCUUUUGGGCUCUCAUCUAAUCUAUACAAUCUGACUCUUUAUCUUUCUCUUUUGUCUCUACUCUCUCGCUCUCACAGUCUCACUCUGUCACGCAUUUCCUUUCGAAUCAUCAUCGAUGUCUAAGCUCAGGAAUUUGUCAUCGGAGCUUCUCCCACAUGACGUCGUAUUCGAGAUUCUGACUCGGCUACCAGUUAAAUCCUUAAUCCGAUUCAGGUGCGUUUCUAAAUCUUGGUACUCUACCAUCACCGACCCCAUUUUCAUUACCAAACACUUCAAUCACAACAAAGCCAAAUCAUUACCAUCCAACAACAAUCAUAAUGGUUUUCUUCUAUAUAUUUGUAAGAAACAAAUGUGUACGGCCGUUUGCAAUGGCGACCCCAAAUUGACAUUGACAACGACAACUGAGGUUUCUAGGUUUCAAAUCCCCUUUACUGUGUAUUUUUACAAGAUUAGCUUUUGUAAUGGAAUGUUCUUGAUUUAUCCAUAUCCUCGCGAUCGUAGAAUAUAUUUAUGGAACCCAAGCAUUCAAAAGUUUAAGAUAUUUGCUGAUGCUCCUACUGACUUCACUUCUGGACUUGCCUAUCAUUCUAAAAACAAUGACUUCAAGAUUCUCAAAAUUGCGUUUCAUCCAACUUUCGUUUACAAUGAAAGGCCGCUGUUUGAGGCGAAGGUUUACACAUUGAGUACAGAUUUAUGGAGAAGGGUUGAAUUUUCGGUGAAGUCUGUACCCAAUUUUCGAUCUAUUCAUGAAAUACAACAUGAACCCUUUUUAUUUUGUAAUGGAGCUCUACAUUUUAUGACAUAUCCCAGGGUUAAAAACAACACUAACAAUUUUAUUUUGUCCUUUGAUGUCAAUGAUGAAAUAUUCCGAGAGAUAAGACUGCCCGAGAAUAUUGGUAACAUACAACAUUUCCAACUUGCGGUGUUCAAGGGAUCUUUGGCUCUAAUUGCUUCUGGUAUUGCUCGAUUUGAAGAUUUUCGAGCUACAUAUACAUGCGUCGUAUGGGUGAUGAGACGGUAUGGUGUGGUUGAGUCUUGGACAAAAAAAACUAUAGCAGUCAGGCCAGGCGGCCCACUCCAGAAAUUUUUGGGUUGCACUGACAGUGGUCAACUUCUAUUUUUUCAUAUGUCAGGAAGGAUUGUUUCUUACUUUCUUAUGACCCUGAGUCAGGGAGUCGGAACGAGAGCAAUAUUGGAAUUCCACAUCCUUACUGGCUGGGCUACACAACUGAUCUUAUGGAGAGCCUGGUUUUACUUGAUCACAAAUAAAUGUCAUCUAAAUUUGAAGAUUAGUUAGUCUCAAAGAGUAGUUGAUAUUAAAUUAAUGAAGUAAAUGAUGCUCUUUUUAUGUUUUCUUUUGCUUUUUCUUAUUUUAAUAUUAAAUCAAUGAAGCCAUCAUUAUGUUCUUCUUUUUUUUUCUAUUGUAGUAGCAUGAAAGUAAUGUGGUAAUCCUUUUUGGUUUAUUUGGUCAUUCUAACACAUGGCAAUGUCACAGUGAAACAUAUAUGUUUAGCCAACGUAACACUUGUCCUAUCAUAAUGAAUAUUGGAUUGGGUAUCAAGUUUAUAAUUGAAAUUGGUUUUGCUUGUACAUUAUUGGUACUUGGUGGUACCCUUGAUUUUGAUUUUUUUCCAACUCACCUUGUUGGAUGUCAUGCUUUGAUUCCCAGGCAGAAAAAUAAUAUUUUCUAUAAACUAUGAAUUUGUUGCGCAGGCUCAAUUGAUUGUCCCCAGCCCCAUUCCUUAUUUUAAUACCUUUUUUAUUGAUUUAUCUAUCAAUUUAUAAUUUCCAUUCUCUUUUUAAGCUGGCAAGCAUCUGUGGAUUCAUAUGAAUAGAAGAAUAAACUUUUGGAAUUAGGUCUUCAGGGAAAAUCAUCAAGAUUUUGGCUGGGUCCUUUACUUUUUAAAUCUUCAUUUUUCUUCUUUUUGUUGUCCUAUUGUUAAAUGCUUUUGUUUCAACAUCUAUGUAUGCUUAAAAACGUUGAUUGUUAAGCUGCAUAUUGCACAUCAACCUAGCAUAUAUAUCCUACACGCUCUAGGUGUAUUGGUUCCAAGUAUCCUUGACAUAGAGACAAGACUGAUGCUAGCUCUUGCAGAUACAAUACUCUUGCAUGUAUUUUCUCUUUAGUUUUUUUAUGAGAUUUCUUUAUAAUUUUUACAGUACAUGUGAAUAUUCACACUUGUAUACACAGCAACACAUGCAUGCUUUUUAAGCAAAAGUAUUCUAAUCUUGCUUGAAAGUUGACUGUUAUAAGUAGACAGAAAUAAGCUAUUGAUAUCUCCAACCACUACUACUACUAUUAAGAGAAGCAUAACCUUACCAGCUUGAGCUAAUUCAGUUGCAACAAGGCAACUAAUUUCAGCCUAAGUUGGGUUGGGAGAGGGCUAAAAGUUUCACACAUGAAGCUGUUCUGAUUAGGGAUGAGACUUGCAUGCUCUUGUUCACCUCAAAUGAGCUCAGGUUGCCCAAGUUGCAGCCUCUAAAAUUUUGAGCUUGGCAUCUCGAGAUUUCAUAAAGCUUAUGUAUAUAUACGUGUGUACUGAUUAGAAAAACGUAUAUAUGUGUGUGUAAACCAGCCAAGGUUGCUCAAGUUGCAGCCUCUAUUUUCAGCUUGCAUCUCAAAAUUUCA
Quercus lobata is the source of this 2630-nucleotide messenger RNA. Its product is annotated as F-box/kelch-repeat protein At3g23880-like. Bases 117 to 1298 code for a protein of 393 amino acids. Lineage: Eukaryota; Viridiplantae; Streptophyta; Magnoliopsida; Fagales; Fagaceae. The record is from RefSeq and is a predicted model, not a curated record. The transcript has a single exon. Gene Ontology annotation, molecular function: protein binding.